This is a messenger RNA of Neofelis nebulosa (Clouded leopard), 2941 nucleotides long. RefSeq names its product zinc finger protein 501-like. Lineage: Eukaryota; Metazoa; Chordata; Mammalia; Carnivora; Felidae. Gene Ontology annotation, cellular component: nucleus. The transcript has 5 exons. Gene Ontology annotation, molecular function: DNA-binding transcription factor activity, RNA polymerase II-specific; RNA polymerase II cis-regulatory region sequence-specific DNA binding. The coding region runs from base 360 to 1832 and encodes 490 amino acids. Gene Ontology annotation, biological process: regulation of transcription by RNA polymerase II; central nervous system development. The record is from RefSeq and is a predicted model, not a curated record.
GCCCUCUGGGAAGUGGAGUCCUUCCGCCGGGACCCCCGACCUGGCGCGGUCGCCUCCAAGUGCGCAGAUGCGACUCCAGACGGAGCCUCAGGCUCGAGCCUUUUGUUCCCCCACAGCUCCGUGUGUCCGGAAAGCGACUCCGUCCUCCCCUCCGUCUUUCCCAGAGCGCAGCCCGGCGGGGACCCGCCUUGUGGCCGGAGCCGAGUGGGCAGCGCGUCCAGGGAACUUCAGAGUAGAGUUGAAUGAUUUUCACAAAGAAGCAGAUUAUGUAUUGUUGGAAAGUCCAUGUUUAUCUCAUCUGAAACAGCGAAUAAAGGAGAAAUCAUAGCAAUAACAGGACAAAAAAAGAGAAUCUAAUCAUGGAUUAUCUGACCAUUGAAGCUGAGGAAGAAGUCCUUCCAGCCAUUACUACCGAGGAUGCUUCUCUGCCCCAAAAACAGAACACGGAAGAAAUGGAACCCACUGUUGAGCUCCUUCCUGUUGAGUUCCAGGAAUUGGUGACAGUCAAGGAUGAGGAAAUGGACUUCAGUCAUGUGGAGGAAGAAGAGCUGAAUUCUGCCCAAAGGUACAUGGGCAUUGAUAUGAAAGUGGAGAAUUGUGGGAGCCUGGUAUUUUGGGAUUCCGAAUCUAUACCUGAAACUAAAGAAUCUUUUUCAAAGCAAGAACUUUAUGAAGAAGUGUCCUCCGAAAGAGAGCUGAUAAUAGAAAGACUUAAAAAGGUUGAGGCCUGGGACUCCAGAUUGAUAGAAGCCUGGCAAUGUGAAGGCACAUUAGAAAGGCAGCAAGGAAACCAGAAGGAAAAUUUAAGGGAAGCCAUAAUUAAACACAACAAAACCACUGUGGAGGAUUGUAAUGAAAUUGGGGAAAGUUCAAACCCAAUCAAACAUCGAAAUAUUUACUCAGUGAAAAAGCCUUGGAAGUGCAAUGAAUGUGGGAAGUUCUUCAGUUACUACUCAGCCUUUAUCCUACAUCAGAGAAUUCAUACUGGAGAGAAGCCUUAUGCAUGUACUGAGUGUGGAAAGGCCUUCAGUCGGAGCUCAUCACUUAUUCAGCAUCAGAGAAUUCACACGGGAGAAAAACCUUACGAGUGUAACAAAUGUGGGAAAGCCUUCAGUCAUCGGUCAGCCCUCAUUCAGCAUCAUAUCAUUCACACUGGAGAAAAGCCCUAUGAGUGCAAUGAAUGUGGGAAAGCCUUCAACCAAAGCACAUAUCUUAUUCAACACCACAGAAUCCAUACUGGAGAGAAACCCUAUAAAUGCAAGGAAUGUGGGAAAGCUUUCAAUGAUACUUCAUCCCUAAUUAAACAUCAAAGAGUUCAUACUGGAGAAAAACCUUAUGGAUGUAAAGAAUGUGGGAAAGCCUUUAGUGACAGGUCGGGCCUCACUCAACAUCGGAGAACUCAUACAGGGGAAAAGCCAUAUGAAUGCAGUGAAUGUGGGAAAGCUUUCAGCUACUGUUCAGCUCUUAUUCAACAUCAAGGAACCCAUACUGGGGAGAAACCUUACAAAUGUAACGAAUGUGGGAAAGCCUUCAGUGAUCGCUCAGCUCUCAUAAGACACCAAAGAAUUCAUACUGGGGAGAAACCUUACAAAUGUAAAGAAUGUGAGAAAGCCUUCAGCCAGAGCUCAUCUCUUACAAAGCAUCUGAGAACUCAUACUGGAGAGAAACCAUAUAAAUGCAGUGGUUGUGACAAAGCCUUCAGUCAGAGUUCAUCUCUUAUUCAACAUCAGAAAACCCAUACAGGAGAAAAACACUACAGAUGUAAGAAAUGUGAGAAAACCUUCAGUGUGCAUUCAGCCUUUUAUCAACAUAAAGAAAUUCAUGAUGAAUAGAAUGCAGUAAAUUCAUGAAAUAGUUAUGUAUUCUUGGGGCACCCAGCUGGCUCAAUAAGGCUGGCUCAAUGCAAUUCUGGAUAUUGGGGUCAUGAGUUCGAGUCCCAUGUUGGGCAGAGUUUACUUAAAAAAAGAAAAAAGAGGGGCACCUGGGUGGCUCAGUUGGUUAAGCAUCCGACUUCAGCUCAGGUCAUGAUCUUGCACUCCAUGAGAUUAAGCCCUACAUCAGCUCAGAGCCUAGAGCUUGCUUCAGAUUCUGUGUCUCCCUCUCUCUCUGCCCCUUUCCUGCUGGCACUCUUUCUCUCUUAAAAGUAAACAUUAAAAAAAGAAAAAGAAUUAUGUAUUCUCUACUGAUCAUGUAGACCUGUGUUCUAAAUAUUACAGGGUACUACAAAAAUGUAUGAGGCUGCAUCAUGCAAAAAAUAGCUCUCUUCCUUGAAAUGGUAUUAGGUAUGGGAAGAGGACAAGAGGUAUAGUAACAGAACCCAAGAAGCUGAAGAGUGGAGAAUUCCUAGGGGAGCACAGAAGGAGAAGUUCUGGUUAAGUCAGAGAAAAGAGAUUAAGGAGCUAAGCAUCUAAUAUCAGUAGAAAAACUAAUCCAAGCAGCAGACUUAACAGUACUUGAGGCUGAUGGCUCUCUAAAUAGUAGUUUCAACCUGAAGCCAAGUGUGGAGGAUCAGGAUCCCAAAGAGGAAAAUCACCAGGAUGUUUCUCUAGGAAAAAAAAGAGGAAGAAAAAUAUCUAAGCCUAGGAAAUCCUCCUUUUCUCUGUCCCUGCACUCCACUUGUUCACUUGAACAUUUGCAAACAUUUACACCAUUGCUUAUUAAUCCUGGGUGUACACUGAAAUCAUCUGAAAAAUACCUGGGUCUCAGUCCUAGAGAUUCUGAUUAAAUUUGGCCUGGGGUGUAGCCUGGGCAUCAGGAAUUUAAAAACUCCUCAGGUAGUUCCAAUAUGCAGCCAAGAUUAAGAACCACUGAUCUAGGCUCUUAGUGCACAAGGAUCAAGUCAAUAAGGAAGGAUAAUAACAACCCACGUUCAUUCUCGGGAGCUCUCUGUGUCCUUGUUUCUGCCUUUUCUUUCUCUUGCCAAUGAUAUAAUGUCAUCUUU